AUGUCUAUUAGCAACACAGGUAGAGUUGACCUUGAAUCAGUUCUUAAUGUUGGUCGUCGAUCAUUAGUAUCGAUUGGUGAAAAACCAGGUUCUUUUCAUCGAUCUCAAUAUACAGAUACAAUUUGUUUAAAACGCGAAGAUGCCUCCAAUUCGAUAUUAUCAAUUAAUUCAAAAAUAGUUAUUUUCGGUGAAUUACAACUUUUAUGUAGUAUAUUUGAACGUUAUACAUCAAAUAUACUGUUUUAUGAAGACUCACCUAGUGAAACAUAUCCAUCAUUUCCAUCAAUUUCAAGUAAACCAAGUUUUUCAACACCAUUUGAAGAAGAUGAACUUGAUGAUGAUGAUGAUGAUGAAGGACCACCAAUUAUUUCAACUAUUCGUCAAAGUUCUAUAUCUUCAUCAAAAGGAUCAACUAGUCCAAAACAAGGACCUGCUAGUCCAACACGUGGAUCUAAUAGUCCAACAUUGGCAUCAGAAAGUUCAAGACAAAGAAGAACAUUGAGUUCUAUUAGUCGAAGACAUACUACUUCUUCAGUAGGUAGUGAAUAUUCAGGACAAAAUCUUGAAGGUAAACGUUAUGGAUGUAUUGAAUUACCAAAUAUGACAAUGAUUGAAAUUCUCGAAAUACUCUUACGUUUUGGUGUGGAAUUAGUUGGAGUAUCAAGUGAUUAUGAUAAAAAUAUUCUUCAUCAAAGUUUUGUUUUUUCAACAAUUCGUAAAAGAUCAAAAACACGUGAACAAUAUCUUUCAAGGUCGAUAUCAUCUAACUGUUAA
Molecule: messenger RNA, 774 nt
Organism: Rotaria sordida
Lineage: Eukaryota; Metazoa; Rotifera; Eurotatoria; Philodinida; Philodinidae
Source: the annotation of a GenBank genome assembly